Desarmillaria tabescens is the source of this 348-nucleotide messenger RNA. RefSeq lists its product as uncharacterized. Bases 1 to 348 code for a protein of 115 amino acids. The record is from RefSeq and is a predicted model, not a curated record. The transcript is spliced from 2 exons. Lineage: Eukaryota; Fungi; Basidiomycota; Agaricomycetes; Agaricales; Physalacriaceae.
AUGUCGCACAAUCCCCUUCCGGAGCCACCUCGCGAGUUCCAGUACAGUCUACCUCCACCUAGGCAGAAAACGCCGCCUAAAACGUACAAGCGCAAGGUUCGUAUGGGAUUCUGGAAUCGACGGGGAGACCACCUCACGCCGGAUGGGCACAUUGUUUACGCACCGCCUCAUCUUUCCCACCCUGCCGAACUUAAGGAUUAUCCGCGUACUAAAGAUGGGUUCAUGAAUCAUGAGGGGGCUUUUAUGAAGCAGAGCCCGAAUUGGACCGAGCUGCAGGAUUCAUUACCAAGGUUUGGACGAUCUCCCGUUAGGCCCUAUGAAAGUUUCGUAGUAUAUAACUACUUUUAA